ACAAAAGACACAUGUUACAAACACACUAAAAUAAAUUAAACAAUCUAAUUACAACAAUUAACAUUUUGAAGUGCACAUGUCAACAUGAUAGAAGAGGAGGAAGUGCACGAGAACCUGAAAACCUCCUUUUUGAGGGAGGUAAUCGUGGUAGAUAAAUCCGAUAGCGAAUCUUCGUCAGAUGAACCACCGUCUUCCGAUGAAGAUCAACCGUAUGAACGACCAAAAAUUGAUCUACCUCCGGAAUAUUGGCACAUUCAAAAACUGGUCAAGUAUAUUAAAACCGGCAAUCAAUCAGCAACUGUUGUGGCUUUGUGUUGCCUUAAAGAUCACGAUCUGACUGAUGAAAUCAAUCAGCUGGCCAUUCAAGAUAUUGGUGGUUUGGAAAUAUUGAUCAACCUCCUGGAAGGCAAUGAUCUUAAAUGUAAAUUGGGGACGCUGAACGUUUUGAGAGUGUUGUCUCAAACCGAGGAACUGCGCAGAUGUAUGACGAACCUGGGCGGCGUCGAUCUGCUGAUCAGGAACUUGUCGGAGCCGGCAAGGGAUUUGCAAAUAUUAGUGGCGGAAACCAUCGCCAACGUAGCCCAAAUUAAAAAGGCUAGGAAACAUGUCAGACGAUUCGGGGGUAUACCGAAGCUUGUCGACUUCUUAGACGUCAACGAAAGUUAUCUGCAGACCGAGUUAAGCCGCAUGAACUCCGAUGAGUUGGAGAUAGUCAGUUUGGUUACAGCUGCGGCGAGAGCUCUUCAGUCUUGCUCGUCCAGCAGGAAGAACAUAAGAAUAAUGAUGAAGAGUGGGUGCGUGCCCCUUUUAGCACGACUAUUAAGAACCAUCCACAUGGACGUGGUAAGACCAACUGUAGGAAUCUUGUCGCAGUGUGCAGCUGAUCAAGCUUAUCAACUGGCGAUACAAACCGAAGUUAUGAUCAAGGACGUAGUGCGACACCUCACCGCCGAAGAGUUUCCCAUUUUACGUCGGUAUUGUGCGGAAACUAUAUUUCGUUGUGCCGAAGACCCGAUUACUAGGGACCAAGUCAGGCAAUUCGGAGGUCUGGACCCUUUAGUUGCGAUGCUCUCCAACCCCAAAACUAGGGCGGACACUCCUCUUAUGGCCUCCGUAACCGGAGCAAUUUGGAAGACUGCUGUUAGUGCCGCCAACGUCGAGCGAUUGGAUCAACUAGGUUGUGUCAAUGUUUUGGUGAAACUCUUAGAAAAUAUAGACGAAGACGAGGGAGUGUUAAGCAAUGCAGUGGGGGCCCUUUGCGAAUGCCUUAAGUUUGAGCACAACAGAAACACUCUUCGUAGAGCUGGGGGAAUUGCUCAUCUCGUCAACCUACUAAACUACACAUACCCCCCUUUAUUAGAGAACGUUCCCAUGGUACUGAGAGAAUGUGCUUUGGACGAGGACUGCAUGAGGAUCAUUGAGGACUUGGAUGGAGUACGACUCAUCUGGUCACUCCUGAAGAAUCGCUCGCCAGCAGUGCAAGCAAACGCAGCAUGGUCUCUAGUUCCAUGCAUAAGGAACGCCACAGAUUCGGGCGAAAUGGUGCGCUGCUUCGUCGGAGGCCUGGAGCUGAUCGUCAACCUUUUGAAGUCCAAGGAUAAUCGCGUUUUAGGUUGCGUGUGCGCUGCCAUAGCCGAAAUCGCCAAGGACAAAGAAAACUUGGGCGUCAUAACCGACCACGGGGUGGUACCGAUGUUGGUGAACCUAGUGGACACUGAUGAUGUGUUCUUGAGGGAACAUCUGGGCUCGGCCAUAGCGUACUGCAGCGAAUGGGGUUCCAACUGCAAACAAUUCGGACGGUUGGGCGCCAUAACGCCUUUGGUCCAGUUCAUGAGCGACCACGAUCCGAACGUGCACAGAACGACGGCACUUGCCCUUUUCCAUCUGUCCUUCAAUUCGUUCAAUUGCAUAACGAUGCACGAGAGCGGCGUCGUGCCGUUUCUGUUGAAGACCGUCACUUCGACCGAUUACGAACUGCAGGAAGCAGCUGCUGGUUGUCUGGCGAAUAUCAGGAAGCUGGCGUUGAGGGCGGAGACCACUCAUUUGAUUCGGGACGACGAGGAAGAGGAGGAGUUACAAGAUGAAGACAACUUUAUGUGACUUUUGUAAUUUUUACUAUUAUACAAAUAUAAUUAUACUUUAGGGUAA
Messenger RNA from Aethina tumida (small hive beetle), 2148 nucleotides. It is a transcript of the gene gudu, whose product is annotated as armadillo repeat-containing protein gudu. The transcript is spliced from 7 exons. NCBI's taxonomy places the organism in Eukaryota, Metazoa, Arthropoda, Insecta, Coleoptera, Nitidulidae. Bases 85 to 2100 code for a protein of 671 amino acids. Gene Ontology annotation, molecular function: protein binding. The record is from RefSeq and is a predicted model, not a curated record.